UUAAUUAUGAUACUAGACGUCAUUGUAUGCGUUUGAAAAUUCCGAACCCAUAAUAACAAAUUCCUGGAAUCGCGACUUCUCGAAACUACUUCUUUCUUCCAACGAACACCAGAAAAUCAUAACGUCGCAUCACACAAACGAAAUCACAAUUCGACAUUCCAAUUCUCCAACACUGAUCAUCAAUGGCGGAUCAUUACAGAAUCUUAGGAAUCACAAAAAAUGCGUCAAAAUCAGAAAUUAAAGAUGCUUUUCGUAAAUUAGCGGUUCAAUUUCACCCCGAUAAACACGCGCAAUCAUCAAAGUCUGCAAAAGAUGCUGUAACUCUUAAAUUCAAGCAAGUUUCUGAAGCUUACGAAGUUUUAAUUGAUGAUCGAAAGCGUGCUGCUUAUAAUUUGAGCAGAUACAGCAGUGGCGGAUCUAACAAUUUUUAUAAUAAUAAUAACAGCAGUUACAAUGCUGGUUAUUAUCGUCGCGGUGGCACUUAUUAUCGACCGCCACCAUCGUCGUCGUCUGGAGCUAAUCGCUUUGCGACGAAUUUAGACGCCGUUUUUCGAUAUAUGACGACUCGUUCUUUCCUUCUUCAUCUUGCCUUUGCUGGUAUAUUACUAGGCGGGACAGUAGUCAUUGACAUGAGUGGAGAAGCUCUGUGGAAGAUGCAAAAUCCUGGGGUAUUUAAUCUGAAAGUACUGAAAGUAGUAAGCCAGUUUUUAUCACAGAUAGAUAUGUGCUCUUUUAGUCCCCAAUCUUUGUUGCUCACUAUAAUUUAAGUCAUUUGAAGAAGCAAUGAAGUCUAUUGAGAGAAACAGAGAGGAGGAUUAGCAAUAGGUAAUUGAUACUCUUAUUGACAAUCAAUAGCUUCAUUCAAGUAGAAUAGAAGGAACAUUGGUGCAGACUGUACAACUGGUAUCGAUCUUGUGGAUGUCAAAAUAUGUACAAUCUUAACCUGAAUAGACGCAUUCAAUACUAGCGGAGGUAUAGAGGCGGUUGUAAGUUGUUGCAGUCAAUUGUUAAAUUUUUUCCUAAAUAAGGUAUGGGAAUCGGUCAAUUGUAUACUUAUAUGUUAGUAUGUAAAAAUAACCUAAUAUGUACAAAUCUAAUGUGUACCAACACCGUAUAUAUGGCAAUAGUGUGGGUUGUGUUAACUCAUGCGCUAGGGAUUUUAAAUAAUUGUUGUUUGGUUGACAACAAAAAGUACAAUGGAGGAAGUUUAACUUUCUUGGGAAUGAAAUAAACUUUCCACAAAACAUGAGAAUUGCCCCCUCCUUUGGCUUCUCUAAAUAUUUAUGAAAUUAGAAAAUCAUGUUUGGAUUGCAUGAUUUCAUUUCAAAUUCCGAAAUUGGGCCAAUUAUAUAGUUUGGAUACUUCAAAAUUUUGGAAUUGUAUUUGGCCCAAUUCCAAGCCAUUACAUAAAUCAGUUAUGUUUUAUGAAUUUCAAAUUCUAACCUAAUAUACGUUAUUCUAAAUUCUGUCUCUUCAAACAUACUCUUCUUCUGUCCAUUAUUCUCUCUUCUCUACUAGUUAUUCCUGCUCAUCGCCACUAUAUC
Molecule: messenger RNA, 1544 nt
Organism: Chenopodium quinoa (quinoa)
Lineage: Eukaryota; Viridiplantae; Streptophyta; Magnoliopsida; Caryophyllales; Amaranthaceae
Product: chaperone protein dnaJ 72-like
Exons: 3
Coding region: 183-767 (194 amino acids)
Source: RefSeq, a predicted model, not a curated record